AUGGCUGUGAUCUUCACUUUGGCUCUCCUGUCUGUGGCAUGUCCUUUAAUGGCAUUUGACAUGGGUCAAUCCACCCGUUGUGUCACAAUCCCUAACCAAAUGAAGGUGUGCAAAGAUGUUGGAUAUUCUGAAAUGAGACUGCCCAAUUUUUUGGGCCACAGUAACCUUGAAGGCGAGGUGGUGCCACGCUCAGAGGACUGGAGACCCCUGUUGCAGACAGGCUGCCACCCCCAGGCCCAGGCCUUCCUCUGCUCCCUCAUUGCUCCUGUCUGUCUUGACACUUUUAUUCAGCCCUGCCGUAGUCUGUGUGUGGCAGUGAGGGACAGCUGUGCUCCGGUGCUGGCCUGCCAGGGUCACCCGUGGCCUGAGGCACUUGACUGUGACCGCUUCCCUGCUGAAGAAGACAUGUGCCUUUCACCCCUUGCAAAAUUCAGCCACUUUGCCAAAGACUUGCCCAAACCUGCCUGCCAAAACUGUCCUUCUAUGGAAGAGGCUCCUGCAAUGAAAACAGUCCUGGAUGCUUUUUGCCAGCAUGACUUUGCUGUGACCGCCAAACUUCAUCGUCGUCGCCUGCCUAUGGGAGAGCCAGAAUUUGAGGUUGAGGGCCGGGUUGAAUUUAUCCGCCAGGGGCCUCUGCUGCCUUAUGACACCCAGCACCUCCUCCAACAGUGGCUCCUCAUCAACCUUCGCUGUGCUGAUGCCCUUGUGCGCCCUGGACGAGCACAGCUUUAUGUACUGACUGGUUCUGUGCAGCUUGAUGGCUCCCUUGCUCUCACCCGACUCUUCCCUUGGCACAAAAAAGAUGCAAAUAUUGCUGUGGCCACUCGCAAGUGGAAGCAUCAUAGAUGUUAA
This is a messenger RNA of Scomber scombrus (Atlantic mackerel), 852 nucleotides long. It is a transcript of the gene szl, whose product is annotated as sizzled. NCBI's taxonomy places the organism in Eukaryota, Metazoa, Chordata, Actinopteri, Scombriformes, Scombridae. The transcript is spliced from 4 exons. The record is from RefSeq and is a predicted model, not a curated record. Gene Ontology annotation, biological process: negative regulation of canonical Wnt signaling pathway; canonical Wnt signaling pathway; non-canonical Wnt signaling pathway. Gene Ontology annotation, molecular function: Wnt-protein binding. The coding region runs from base 1 to 852 and encodes 283 amino acids.